Messenger RNA from Gigantopelta aegis, 3788 nucleotides. RefSeq names its product neurabin-1-like. The transcript is spliced from 3 exons. Gene Ontology annotation, cellular component: neuron projection; cytoplasm. Gene Ontology annotation, biological process: neuron projection development; regulation of microtubule polymerization or depolymerization; microtubule depolymerization. Gene Ontology annotation, molecular function: tubulin binding. Bases 114 to 1094 code for a protein of 326 amino acids. The record is from RefSeq and is a predicted model, not a curated record. Lineage: Eukaryota; Metazoa; Mollusca; Gastropoda; Neomphalida; Peltospiridae.
UAGGCGCUCCAUUCAAGAAUGUCGUAUAUUAGUCUUUACGACUAAAUCAGGUGCUUUUUACCUGUCAGUGGUAACUACUGAAACUACAGAAGUCUACGGACAUUUAUAAAAACAUGGGGUGCCUGCACACUAAAGUUGGACGUGUCCAGCCAGUGGACGGGGCGGCAAUCAGUAUCGAUAAUACCGAUUCCGAUAUUGAAACGACGGACCACGGGACACAAACGAAAUUCGGGAGCAGCAAAGUAGCUUUGGAAUGUAACCUUGAUUCCAAAGGAAACAAGUCCAAGAGGAAAGGAAAACGCGAAAAUAGAAAGAGUCCAAGAAAGAAACAUUCGUUAGAUUCUACGGAGAGUUUGGACGAUAAUAUUUCAACUGAAGGCAGUGACAGGGGAUUUUCGGCAACGUCGAAGUCGUCACAACAGAGUUCCGAUUCUGGCCUAGGCGAGGACCACUAUGCCACGAUAAUCACCGAAGACUCUUCCAAAGACGUCGUCGACACGGUGGUACACGAGUUUGGACAGGAGAGAGAACUAGAUCUAGGAAUUACAGGAACGGCGUGCCCUCAUCGACUCAGUGCCAAAGACAAGAAGCGAUUAGAAGAAUCCACGAUAUUGCAAUCUUUGAGAGAUGAGGGGUUAAUCUCUAAACCAAAAGCUGAAUCUGCAGGAGGCAUCAGUUUUGAAAUCAUUGCCAACGAGACAAGCACCGCUGCCAGACCCCCUCCACGUCUAGCGAAACUAGAAAAAAAGAAAAAGAAAGUUUUGACCCAAGACGAAAUCCAGGAGAAACUAGAAAAGGCCGAGAAACGGAGAAAGAGAAAAGAAGAGGAGAAACUGGAAAAGAUCCGAGAGAAGGACAAGAGCGACACGCUGGCGUCGUUGGAGAGUUUCGCCCAGCACCAGAAGGAGAAGGAGGAGCAGGUGUUCCGGAAGAUGGACGAGGUGGAGGACAAACGUCAGCAUCGGCUGAACGAGAUCCGAGACAGGAUCAAGGCCAAGGAGCUACACGCCGAGAAGGUCAGGCAGCGCAAACAGAGGGCGUUGGAGCUCGGAGAGACGUUCUGUAACGAGGACAGUUUCGAUGAAAGUUUUUAACUCUUUAAUAGCAGAGGCGGAUCUAGGGGGGAGCAAGAGCAGGGGCCCGGCCCCUAAAUUUUGCGAUAGUUACAAUUUUAUUAUAUAUUAAUUUCUAUCUCAUGUCACUGGGGGCCCCCUAAAUGGAUUUUUUUUUAGAUCCGCCACUGAAUAGCGUGUAAUCAAUUAAUCACAAUGGACAAUGGGUUUACCAUGAAGACGAGAGGGUGAUGACUGUGAAAUAAGUUUCUUUCGGCGUUUUGUUUUUUGGGGGAGGGGGAUGGGGAGCAUGAAUUUAUAUCAGGAAGGAUAUCAGGUUGGAAGACAAAACGAAGUGAAGGUCGUCAUUAAAAAUCCUUUGUCAGUUGCAUAAAACUCUCCAGUUUAUACUUCUUAACAUUAGAAGACGUGAAACUUCAUUUUCCAACAUCUAGGGUACAGACUUAGUAAUACAUUACUGAUACCAUAGGACUGUUUUAGGGUUAAUGCCAAAAAUGGGUGAUAGGUGAAGGAACUAGAUACUCAUCCGGUUCAUGGGGACCCUUUCAACACUAUUUUUCAAUUAACAAAAACAAAAAGAGGAGAGUAAUUUUAGUUGACACUCAAAACAAAGCCACUGUUUUCUUUACCACGGUUUCAAACAUCCAUUCUGCUUAGAAAGAUGGGAAAACAUGCACAAUGCAAAAUAUGUGUUUUAAAAUUUUAUAAGUAGCUCUUUCUGUCUCGAUCCUUCAACGACAGACAACUAUUGGCUUUGCCCAGUUAUUUAUCAGUGCUAUUUAAUGUCAUUUUGACGUUUAUAUGAGUUUUCUGUUAAACCAACAGCUUUGUUUUUAACUCUUUGUCGGAAUAUCUGAGAAGCAUACAUUUUAACAGUAUCUUGACUACUAGAGGCAUAUCCAAAUGUCUGUUUACUGCAGUGAUAUUUACUAUAAAUAAUACAAGGUUCCAUUGCAUGUUACAGUUGGAUGUACAUGUAUUGUAUACUGAAAAAAGGAUGGAAAAAGAUUUCUUCAAUGUGCCAAAUCAUGUUAUUACAUUUUCUAGCAUCGACUUGCCCAAUAAUGUAUUAUUAGACGCGUCACCGGGAAGUAAGCUGGUGGGGUUGGGUACGUUAGUAAAUGCAAACGGACCCCGUUUUGGCUAUUUUUCUGUCUUCUUUCUGUUAAAGAGCAGGUAACAUGGUAUAUCAGGUUGAGAAACACUGGGUACCAAACAGAGAAAUAUCGACUUUAUAUUAAAGCUUUGCAGUAACGAAUUUCACUGGGAAGUCAAUAUAGAUGAUGUGUGGUGUUCUUCGGACUUUGUAGUAUUUUCUUUAUCGUCAAUGCAGGCCCGUAGGAACGACUUUGGGAGUGUGGGGGGGGGGGGGGGGGGGCACUGACGGAUCGGGUACAAACUAUAUCAGAUUUUUGUUACAAUUGCAAACAUUAAUGUGUAAAAAAAAAAAAAAGGCUCACAAGUGGGGGGCACGUGCCCCCCGCCCCCUCCCCCCCACCACAGGUUCCUACGGGCCUGCAAUGAUCAUGAACAUAUGUAUAUAGAAGAAUUAUUUAUUACGGACAGUCUUUCGACUACUACUAGAGGCAUAUCCCAAUGUCUGAUUACUGCUGACUACUGCAUAGUUAAUAAACCUAAUUAAUGUGUGUAAAUAAUAUAUGGUUUCAUUACCGUUUACAGUUAGAUGUUACUUUCUUAUUGUAUACGGGGAAAAAAGGAUGGCAAAAGAUUUCGUCAGUGUGCCAAAUCAUAUUACAUAUUGUAGCACGGACUUGCCCAUUCAGUCAGUAAUAACUAAUAGUAUUAUUAGACGCGUCUUAUUUAGUUAAGAAAAAUUUAGACCAUUACAUAGCAGUAUUAUUGUAUUAUCAUGUUGUCAUUUUAAAACUUGUAGCUCCUGCUUUUUGUUGUUAUUAAAUAUUGAACUAUAACGCAGUAGGCGAAAUAAUCAGAUGUAAAUUGUUCAUUGGGUGUACACGAGUGCACUGUAUUGUACAUGUAUUAUAUUCUUAAUAGAAUUCUUCUAGCAAUGAUUAAAUGAAAAGAGCUCAGGAGCGAAUUGAUAACAUCCCGUCCCAUUGAGCGAAAUAGGAUUUUUGGGUCAACAAAUCGGGUCAUUUUCCAAUGCAAAUUUCACUGCGGAAUGCUUGGGUACUUCAGUACAGCGAUAUUAGAACAUUUGAGACCGACUUCUAUAUACUAGUAUUUUAAUACUGAGGUGGAAUUCCGUAUGCAGAUGUCGGACAAUUACCCUCCGUCCCCCGGCUUUAACAGCUCUUAGUGCAUUGCAAGGCUGUUUACCUAGGUAUGUAUGUAAAGGUUCACAUUCCUAUUUCUAAAAAAUUAGUUUUCUUUUAUAACACAUUUUAAAGUAUCCAGGUUGAAACAAGCAGUAACUGUUGUGAGCAUACAUUCACUGCGAAAGAAAAAACAUAUUGCAGAUUAAAUUUUGUAGAAGUAUUAAAGCUACCAUCCGUGUUGGACGUCAUUGUAUUCUGACGUCACGAUAAAGCAUGUAAAUGUAUUGGAUGCUGGUUUAAUUAACCUGCAUGUCGUUUUGCAAAGUAAAUUAAAUGUACAAACAAUACUAUUAAUGUACACAUAUACUGAAAAAACAAACACAAACACACAUUUGUAUAUAUACAUGUACACAUAAAAUUAUACUGAAAAAACACACAGAGACAAACACAUAAGAAUUGUUUCUAAUUUUUUAGG